UUUUUAAGUCGAAUUUUUUGUUUGUUUGUUUGUUUUGUUUUGUUUUUUUGCCCCGACCGCACAAAGCGGAAGCCGUGAGGCUGCGGGUGGGCUCGUGCUGAGCCGGGACAACUGGUGUCGGUGUCGGUAUCGGUGUCGGUGUCGGUAGCAGCAGCGGGCGCGGUGCCGGCGGGAGGCGCUGGGGCCGCGCCGGCCCCGCUGGGGAGGAGGGGGGGAGCGGGCGGUGCCGCUUUAUAAAGCGACGGGAGCGGGGCGGGGGCAGCGCCUCGGAGCGCCGCGGGACCGGGCACCGGUACCGGGGCCAGCCCAGCCCCGGCGGGGCGGAACGGCUCGGAACGGCUCGGGCCGGGCUCCCCCCGCCGCGGCGGCCGGGCGGGAUGAACCGGCGGGGACUCUGCGCCGGGCUCUACUGGCUACUGCUGCCGCUCGCUCUGCUCGCCGCCUGCCUUUUCCGCUACAAUGUCCUCUCCCUGGUGUACCUGCUCUUCCUGCUGCUCCUGCCCUGGUUCCCGGGGCCCUCCUCACGCUUCACCGCAGGUCACACCACCCGCAUCCUCAAAGCUCUGCUGGGGACCAGCAUCAUCUUCCUCCUCACCCACCUGGUUUUCCAGAUAUGCCUGUACACUCUGCCCGUCCUGGAUGAGCUGCUGGGGCCCAACUGCAGCUCCUGGGAGGUCCUUGCUCGUCACAUUGGGGUCACCAGGCUAGAUUUGAGUGACAUUCCCAACUCGGUGCGGCUGGUGGCACCUGAUGUUGGCAUCCUGCUGGUCUCGUCCCUGUCCUUGUGCCUGUGUGGCCGCCUCAGCCCUGCCACCUCCAGACGGAAUCCUGAGUCCCUGGAGUCCUCUGAGUGGAGGGAAGGGGAGGAUGUGGGGCGGCUCCGGCGCGCGGCCAACAGGGACAGGCGGCUGAGGAACCGGCUGAGGGACAAGGCUCACUGGCUGCUCUGGGAGGCUGGCAAGGGCCUGGCCAUCCUGCUGCUGGCCUUGGCAGGGAUCAUCCACCCCUCCGCCUCCUCCGGCGUCUACUUCCUGCUCUUCAUUGGGCUGUGCACAUGGUGGUCCUGUCACCUCCCUGGUAGCCACCAGGCCUUCAAUGUCUUCUGCGUUGUCGUCAGCAUCUACGGUGCCUGCCACCUGCUGUGCCUCUAUGCCUACCAGACCCCCUUUGUCCAGGGGCUCUUCCCACCCCCCACUCUCUGGGCACGGGUGUUUGGGUUCAAUGACAUCAUCCGGUACUACAACUGCUCCCAGCCCAACACCCUGGACCUCAACACCAACUACCUCUGGCCUGUCUAUGCCAACCCUGGCAUCCUGCUGCUGCUCUACUACUCCAUGGCCACCCUGGUGAAGCUGCGCUGGCUGUAUGCCAAGAGAACUGUGGCAACGGCACAGCCGAGCCCGAGGGACCUGGUGGAGCUGGAGAGUUGGCCCAGGGACACUCAGCACGUGGCUGAGGACGCCGAGCCCAUGCUGUUCCCCAACACCGGGAAGCCAAGCAGCAGCAGCGAGAACUGCACUGUCCACAUCCAGAGCCCAUGUAAGCCUGACCCCAGCCCCUCCCCAAACCCUGCCUCCCGGGGCCACCUCCCUCUGCCCACGCCUGUGCCAAGCAGGAGGCAUCCAACAGCCUGGCUACCCCUGCACACCUUGGGCCACGUCCUCCUGAAGCAGAGCUACUUGUCUGCCCUCAUCGCCAUGAUGGUGUGGAGCAUCAUCUACCGCAGCUGGCUGACCUUCGUGCUGCUGGUCUCGGCGUGCCUGAUCUGGAUGGUGCGGAGCCGCCGGCGCUUCGCCAUGAUCUCCUCACCCUUCCUGGUGCUCUAUGGCGUCAGCCUGUGCAUCCUGCAGUACGUGUGGGCCAUGGAGCUGUCCCCAGAGCUGCCCACCCACACCAGCUUAGUGAGCCUGCAGCCGCUGGGGCUGGUGCACCCCAAGUACCCCUGCAUAACCCUGGGGGUCAAGCUCCUGCUCACCCUCACCUUCUGGAUGCUGCUGCGGCAGUUCGUUAGGGAGAAGAUGCUAACGAGGAGGUCCCUGGCCACGCCACUCAUGGAGGUGUCAGUCACGGACACAGACACCAGGCAGAUGAGGGAUGUGCUGCAGAGCCUGGGGCAGGUGGUGAAGAAUUUCUUUGCCAAGUUCUGGAUCCUGGUCUGCGCUGCCAAGUUCAUCGUGGUGACCUUUACCGGGCGCCUCGUCGUCUCCAAGAUCAUCUACAUGCUCCUCUUCCUGCUCUGCAUUAUCCUGUUCCAGGUGUACUACAGCCUGUGGCGCAAGGUGCUCAAGGGUUUUUGGUGGCUGGUGGUGGCCUACACCAUGCUGGUGCUCAUCAGCAACUACACCUACCAAUUUGAAGACUUCCCCAUGUACUGGAGGAACCUGACGAGCCUCAGUGAUAGCCAGCUGAGUGACGUGGGCCUGGAGCAGAUCAGCAUCUCCAGGCUCUUCUCCAGCAUCCUUAUCACUGGUUUCUUCCUUCUGGCCUGCACCCUCCAGCUCCACUGCUUCCACGAGCCCUUCAUGCACAUCACUGACCUGGCACGUGUCCACACCCCCUCUCCAGCCCCCUGCCACAUUCCCAGGUCUGAGGAGCUGCAGGGGAGCCGCCUGCUGCGGGAUGCGGCCGCUGCCGAGACCACCCAGUCCAGAGACUCCGACACCGACUCCCUGGAGUCCAGCAAAUGGGGGCUGGUGCUGGAGCGCCUGAUCGUGCUGGGCCAGACCUUCUCAGACACGAUGACGCGCGGGGAGAUCUUCAUGAGGCGCGUGCUGGAGCUCCACGUCGUCAAGAUGGUGGCUCUCUACACCGUCUGGGUGGCCCUGGAGGAGGUCUCGUUGAUGAACUUCUUGCUGGUGCUGCUGUGGGCCUUUGCCAUGCCCUAUUGCCGCUUCCGCCACAUGGCCUCGUGCCUCUCCACCAUCUGGACCUGCAUCAUCAUCGUCUGCAAGAUGCUCUACCAGCUUGAGAUCGUGGAUCCCGAGGACUACUCCAGCAACUGCACCCAGCCCCUGCCCAACAGCACCAACCUGACCCCAGAGGAGCUGGGCAACUCCACGCUGUACCGUGACCUCGUGGACCCUGCCAACUGGUUCGGUGUCCGGAAGGGCUUCCCCACCUGGGAUUGCGUCAAGAACCACCUGCUGCUGCUGCUGCUGCUGGUGUUCGAGGCCGUGGUGUACCGGCGCCAGCAGUACCACCGCAAGCAGCACCAGCUGGUGGCCCCCGUCACCGAGACCAUCUUUGAGGACAUCUCCCGCGAGCACCUCGACCUGGACCUCAUCAGCUGCGCCAAAUACUUCAUCAACUACUUCUACUACAAGUUUGGCUUGGAGAUCUGCUUCCUGAUGAUCGUGAACGUGAUCGGGCAGCGGAUGAACUUCCUGGUGAUCCUGCACGGCUGCUGGCUCGUGGUGAUGCUGACACGGCGGCGGCGCGAGGCCAUCGCCCGCCUCUGGCCCAAGUACUGCCUCUUCCUCGUCAUCUUCUUCCUCUACCAGUACCUGCUGUGCCUGGGGAUGCCACCUGCUCUCUGCAUGGACUAUCCAUGGCGCUGGAGCGAGACCAUUCCCCUCAACUCGGCGCUGGUCAAGUGGCUCUACCUGCCUGACUUCUUCCAGGCUCCCAAAUCCACCAACCUCAUCAAUGAUUUCAUGCUGCUGAUGUGCGCGGCCCAGCAGUGGCGCGUGUUUGAGGCCGAGCGCUCCGAGCCGUGGCUGCGGGCGGCCGGGGACAACUCCGACCGGCUGGACCGGGAGCACGACCACGACAACCCCACCCCAAACUUCAUCUACUGCAAGUCCUACCUGGACAUGGUGAAGGUGGUGGUCUUCCACUACUUCUUCUGGGUCGUCCUCGUGGUGGUUUUCAUCACCGGUGCCAACCGCAUCAGCCUCUUUGGCCUGGGUUACCUGCUGGCCUGCUUCUACCUGCUGCUCUCGGGCACUGCCAUGCUGCACAAGACAGCCCGCGCCCGCCUCGCGCUCUGGGACUGCCUCAUCCUCUACAACAUCACCAUCAUCAUCUCCAAAAACAUGCUGUCGCUCCUGUCCUGCGUCUUCGUGCAGCAAAUGCAGAGCAACUUCUGCUGGGUCAUCCAGCUCUUCAGCCUCGUCUGCACCGUCAAGGGCUACUAUGACCCCAAGGCGAUGCACAAGGACCACGACUGCACGCUGCCCGUGGAGGAGGCUGGCAUCAUGUGGGACAGCAUCUGCUUCUUCUUCCUCCUGCUCCAGCGCCGCAUCUUCCUCAGCUCCUACUACUUACACGUCAUGUGGAACCUCCAAGCCUCUGCCCUGCAGGCUUCCAGGGGUGUGGCGCUGUUCAAGGCCAGCAUCAUGAAGAGCCUGAACUCACACCGGCGAGCCGAGAAGAAGUCACUGGACCAGCUGAAGCGGCAGAUGGAGCGGAUCCAAGCCAAGCAGCAGAAGUACCACCAGGAGCGGCUGCCCCGCAACACCAGCCUGGGGCAGGAAGGGACCAGAUCAGAUCCCGGCGAUCCCACAGACCCAUCCCGGCAGAGGGAGCGCUGGUGGCAGCCGUGGUCAGACCAUGCCACAGUGCUGCAUUCUGGGGAAUACUUCCUCUUCGAGUCGGAUAGUGAGGAGGAGGAGGAGGUGCAGGAGGAGCCACGGCUGGAGAGGCCAAGUGCUUUCCAGCUCGCCUACCAGGCCUGGGUGACCAACACCAGGACAGUGCUACGGCAGCAGGAACAGCCUGAGCAACCACGGCCACCCAGCACUGAGAGCACUGCAGAGGAUGGUGCAAGAAGAGAGGUGGAGGCUGCUGAGGAGGCUGAAGGCCGGGAGGUAGAGAACAUAGAAACUUCUGCUGAGCGGAGCAACGUCUUGCAGCGAGCACUGAACACGCUGAGGUUCCUGUGGCUGUUGUGCCAGGCCCUGGUGGAUGGGCUGACCCAGUGGCUGGACACCUGCACCCGGGAGCACACGGACAUGUCUGAUGUCCUGCGCCUCGAGAGAUUUGUCAUGGCACAGCGCCUGGCCAAGGGAGAGGAGAUAAACGAGGGGUUCCCAGAUGAGCUCUACAUGCCACCGGAGGAGUUCUCAGAGGAGCUGAGCCUGUCCACCUUCUUGGCCGCACAUUCCCAAAGCAGCACUUCCAGCGGGUCCCUAAGAGCUACCCCUUCUUCCAGCAGCCAGGAGCAGGUGGCAAACCUGGAGGACGUGGCUGAUGCUCAGCAGUUCCUGGCCGUGCCCCGGCAGCGCAGGCGAACUGCCAGUGAGCUCCUCAAGAGCAGGAGGGUGUGUGUCUCUGAGCUGGAGGAGUCAGAGCGGUUCUACCAAUCCCACAACCGGUUCCUGAAGCUGCUGCUGGCCGGGUACCGCUGUGUGACCGCCCACUCCGAGCUGCUCUGUUACUUGGUCAUCAUUGUCAACAACGUGAUCACCGCCUCCAUCAUCUCUGUCUUCCUGCCCAUCCUGGUCUUCCUCUGGGCCAUGCUUUCCAUCCCACGGCCCACCAAGCGCUUCUGGAUGACCGCCAUCAUCUACACCGAGAUGAUGGUGGUGGUGAAAUACCUCUUCCAGUUUGGGUUCUUCCCCUGGAAUGGCUAUGUCACCAUGCUGCGCCACGAGGGCAAGCCCUUCUUCCCACCACGCAUCCUGGGCUUGGAGAAGUCCACCCACUACAUCAAGAAUGACCUCGUGCAGCUCCUGGCCCUCUUCUUUCAUCGCUCCCUGCUGCUGUCCUUUGGGCUGUGGGACCAGGAGAAGACGGCGGAGGAGAAGCGGGAGAACAAGGAAAAGGAGGAGAAACCGGAGGAAGCCAUGUCCCUACCACCGGUGGUGGCUGAGGAAGGGCUGGAGGCUCCAGCCCGGCCAGGAGCCCUGGCAGCAGCCACGGGGCCAGAUCUGGAGCUGGGUCUGGGGGGUGAGUCCAUGGAACAGGAAGAGGGCACCCGGGCCACGCAGCUCCGCUUCAGGAGGAAGAGGCAGCAGGAGAGGGAAGCCCUGGAGAUGGUUCCAGUGGAAGGGGACGAGGAGGAAGAGGAGGAAGUGUCAGAAGAGAGCUACGCUCACAGGAAGCUGAGGGAGUUUGGCUUGCGGGUCAAGGGCUUCUUCCUCAGCAUGGCACAGAACAUGUACCAGCCAGUGCACAGGUUCUUCCAGGACAUCUUGGACACGCAGAACCAUGCAGCCACUGACGUCUACGCCUACAUGUUCCUGGCUGACGUGGUUGACUUCAUCAUCAUCAUCUUUGGCUUCUGGGCCUUUGGGAAAUACUCGGCGGCCGCCGACAUCACCUCCUCGCUGUCGGAAAACCAAGUGCCGGAGGCUUUCCUGUUCAUGCUGCUCUUCCAGUUCACCACCAUGGUCAUCGACCGUGCGCUCUACCUCCGCAAGACCGUGCUGGGCAAGCUCAUCUUCCAGGUCACCCUGGUCUUUGGCAUCCACUUCUGGAUGUUCUUCAUCCUGCCUGCCGUCACCCAAAGGUUGUUCCGCCAAAACACGGUGGCCCAGCUGUGGUACUUUGUGAAGUGCAUCUACUUUGGACUGUCGGCCUACCAGAUCCGCUGUGGAUACCCCACCCGUAUCCUGGGCAACUUCCUCACCAAGAAAUACAAUCACCUGAACCUCUUCCUCUUCCAGGGGUUCCGCUUCGUGCCCUUCCUGGUGGAGCUGCGGGCCGUCAUGGACUGGGUGUGGACGGACACCACGCUGUCCCUCUCCAACUGGAUGUGUGUGGAGGACAUCUACGCCAACAUCUUCAUCAUCAAGUGCAGCCGGGAGACUGAGAAGAAAUACCCCCAGCCCAAGGGGCAGAAGAAAAAGAAGGUGGUGAAGUACGGCAUGGGCGGCCUCAUCAUCCUCUUCCUCGUGGGCAUCAUCUGGUUCCCGCUGCUCUUCAUGUCCCUGGUACGCUCCGUGGUGGGCGUCAUCAACCACCCCAUCGAUGUCACCGUCACCCUCAAGCUAGGGGGGUACGAGCCUCUGUUCAGCACGAGCUCCCAGCAGCAAUACAUCCAGCCCUUCAACCCCGAGGACUACGACAAGCUCACGGCAGAGUUCCAGAGCGAUCCGUUGGCCAUGCAGUUCAUCACCCUCUACGGUGACGAGGACAUCGUGACCGCCCGCAUCGAGGGCAGCUCGGGCUCGCUGUGGAGCAUCAGCCCCCCCAGCCGCGAGCAGAUGCGGCUGGAGCUGCAGAACGGCUCCUCUGACAUCACCGUGCACAUCUCUUGGAGCUUCCAGAGGGACCUGGGCAAGGGGGGCUCGGUGGAGAACGCCUAUGGCAAACACACCACAGACCUGGAGCCUGGCACGCCCCAGCGCCUGGAGCUGGCCCAGAUGUUGGAUGGCACCAGGGAUGACCCCGUGGUAUUGCCCAAACUCUUCCCCAAAUACAUCCGGGCACCCACUGGCCUCGAAGCUGAACCUGUCAAGCAGCUGCUGCCAGAUGAUGUGGAGAGCUACCUGGACGUGGAGGUGCAGCUGAAACGGGAGCGCAGGGGCUCUGUCCCUGGUGAGCACUUUGUGGAGUGGUGGGUGCUGAGGCUGAAGGACGCCCCACCCCACGAGGGCAACAUCCUGCCCAUGAUCAUCUUCAACGACAAAGUCAGCCCCCCCAGCCUGGGCUUCCUGGCUGGCUAUGGGAUCAUGGGGCUCUACGUGUCCAUUGUGCUGGUGAUCAGCAAGUUCGUGCGGGGCUUCUUCAGCGAGAUCUCCCACUCCAUCAUGUUCGAGGAGCUGCCCUGUGUGGAUCGCAUCCUGAAGCUGUGCCAGGACAUCUUCCUGGUGAGGGAGACGGGCGAGCUGGAGCUGGAGGAGGAGCUCUAUGCCAAGCUCAUCUUCCUCUACCGCUCGCCCGAGACCAUGAUCAAGUGGACACGGGAGAAGAAUUAAGGGGAAGGGGCUCCAGCCCCUCCCUGACAGGGACAUCACCGCCAAUGCCUUAACCAGCCCCCCCAGCUGGAGUCACAUCCCGGCCUGGGAGGCAGUGGGAUGUGGGGUUCUGGUGCUCCCUUGGAGGGAGGAUGUUUUUCUUACGUUGCUUUGAAGCCGUCUGACCUGCACAGACCAUGUUGUGCCUUCCCGGGGAGGGGGACAGGAGGUGGCCCCCCCACCCAGUGGGGACCCCUGGCUGCCAGGUGGGGAUGGGAGGGGGGAUCAAGAGGCAGCCUGUGCCCCUUCCCUGCUGGCCCCAGCCUUGCUCCAGAACCAAGUUGAAUUCAAGCAAUAGCCCCCUCCCCACCUCCAGGAUGGGGGUCCUGUGUUGUGGCCUCCCCACGUUUGAGGGGGGCUGGCAGCCCCAGUUGGACUUUAGACACUUGUGACUUCAGGUUUGUUUGUUUGUUUAUUUGUUUUUAUUAAUUCAAAUGGUUUAUUUAUACAGAUAUUGAAUAAAACAAACUUGAGGCC
Messenger RNA from Cinclus cinclus, 8378 nucleotides. RefSeq names its product piezo type mechanosensitive ion channel component 1 (Er blood group) (gene PIEZO1). Lineage: Eukaryota; Metazoa; Chordata; Aves; Passeriformes; Cinclidae. Gene Ontology annotation, biological process: cellular response to mechanical stimulus; detection of mechanical stimulus; regulation of membrane potential. The transcript has 51 exons. The record is from RefSeq and is a predicted model, not a curated record. Gene Ontology annotation, cellular component: plasma membrane; endoplasmic reticulum. Gene Ontology annotation, molecular function: mechanosensitive monoatomic ion channel activity; monoatomic cation channel activity. Bases 378 to 7862 code for a protein of 2494 amino acids.